AUGAUAACUAGAACUUUAAAUAGCCCAACAAGAGUUUUAUAUGAAAGAGCAGAAAGUUCUUCCUAUGCAACCGAUUCAAAUGGAUGUGUGAUUUGUCCAUCAACAACACCUGAAGGACCUACUUGUGGUAAAGGAUAUGACAAGUUAUUGAGGAGUCCCACAUGUAAUCAAUGUGCUGCAUAUUAUUGUGAAAAAAGGAGUGAUGAUGGAGGUAGUAGUACACCAGUUGGUGGUAUUGUAGGAGGUAUUGUAGGAGGAGUGGCAGCAUUAUUAGCAGCAGGUUUGUUAUAUUAUUUCCUUGUGUGGAAGAAGAAACAUCCAAGUUUGGAUGAAGAAGAAGAAGAUAUAAUAAUGAGUGAUUUGGAAAAUGGUGAAGAUAAGGGAAGUUUCAGUAACGAGAGUAAUUUGGAUACUACUAAUGAAACUGGAAAUGGAAGUCAAGGAAAUUUAUCCAAGGAGAGUGAAAGACCUGUACAAAGAAGAAACAACUCGAAUUCUAAUCUCUCCAAUAGAAGAUUAUCAUCAUAUGAAUCAUUUACUCGUCCUCAAAAAGUUGGUAGAAAACAAGCUCAAAUUCCAAGACAUAAACAAGUUGGAAAGAGACAGUUGAAAUCCAGAAAUCUUAUUAAUAAUGCCAAUAUUAAUUAUGGAAAUGGUCAAAUUAAUUCACCAUAUAUUGAUCCAAAUUCAAGUAACAGAAAUUCUAUUGCAACGACGAUAUCAACUACUAAUGCAUCAAAUAUCUUACCAAUUGCAUAUAUUCCUGGGGUCACUGUUAGACCUACCAAGAACAAUACCAAAUCUAUUUAUUCAUACGAAACAGACUCGAUAUUUUCUGAUUUGAAUACUAUUGAAAAUGCUUCGAUUAUCGGUGAUAUAAUGAGAGCUAAUUAUCAAGAUCAAGAAAGAUCUGAUAAUGAUGAUGGAGAAAAGAAUACCAUGACAGCUAUCAAAGCCCAACCGAGAUUGGUGAAUGUUGAAAGAAUUGAAGAAGAAGAGGAGGAAGAUGAUUAUGUUAGUGGUAAUGAUAAUGAAAUAACAGAAAUGAAUGAAACCAAUGAAUAUUCCUUGAUCAGUGAAGAUAAGAAAUCAAGUGUCAUAACAACAACUAAUCAUCUCAAUAAUAGUACAUUAAGUGAAAUCACCAGAUCUGGAGAUAUCGAUAGUGAUGAUAGUGAUGUUGAUAGUGACAUUGGAGAGAUUCAAAGAGCUACCAGUAUCAGAAGGAAUGAACAGCAAGUCAAACAAAUAUCCAAGGAAAUACCCCUUGACUUAAUUGAUUUAGGUAAACCAGGUAAAGAUAAUGAAAGUAUUAUGGAAAGUAAUGGAUCAUUUGUUUUGGAUGUGGAAAUAGAUAAGCGUGAAAGUCAAAAUAGUGGUGAAAGAAGUCCUUUCGAAGAUCCUUGA
This is a messenger RNA of Yamadazyma jaroonii, 1407 nucleotides long. NCBI's taxonomy places the organism in Eukaryota, Fungi, Ascomycota, Pichiomycetes, Serinales, Debaryomycetaceae. The record is from the annotation of a GenBank genome assembly.